GUAUCAUUCAUUCCUCUCGCUUCGAGUACUCGGUGUGAUCACAUUGGGACCGUCCAAAGUCUUAUAGCAAUCGCUUUUUGGCGGUGUGAUGAAGAAUGAUGAUAAUUAUGGAUAUCAGACAGGGUCUGUAGAGCAUCUCUCUCUUCCUGAAGUUACCAUCUCUGCCUUUAUUGAGACGGGCCAACCGGAAUCAUCGAUCAUCGUUCCAAAGCAACGGGCGUACACCGGUAAUGCGCCCGUGAUAUCAUCCCGCCUUGCUGACACACCCUGCGCUACCCUCGGCGUUCAGGGCCUCUUGGAUCAACUCAAUAGCAUACUUGGAACAUCGCACCCCUUGGAUACUCCAUCCCUCUCCUCCCUUCUUAAAGACUGUAUCACAAAUGACUACGACUUUGGCAUGGCAUACGGUCGCCUUCGCCGAAUAUGGUACACCCACAACUGGAGCACUAAACAAGCUGAAGUUUGUAAAUGGGGAGAGGAGGACCGGGAGAUGCGACAACAAGUGCUCGUUGCUAACCAGAUCAUCAAUCCGCAUUUGCCACCUCGACGUGUCUGGGAUCUGUACAGCAAUCGGGUGGUGCCAUGGUGGAUCAUGGUCAUUGAUGACAAAUGGACCCAGCAGCGUCGGCCGAUAUCGCACGCAUGGAUGGAUGAGAAGGAUCGCGCCGACGUGUGGACGUCCAUCAACGGAUAUGAAUGGCCCGUUCCCAUCCCGAAGGAUGCUAACCUCAAACUAAUCCGCAUCGAGAUGCUCAAUCUCGGACUGGAGUACACAUGGUUGGACGUUCUCUGUUUGAGACAGAUGGGUGGACCGGGGGAGGAUGUGCGCACGGAAGAGUGGAAGCUGGAUGUGCCCACUAUCGGAGCAGUGUAUGACGAGGCCCAUGUGGUGAUUUACUUGAGUGGGCUGGGUCGGCCUUUGACUUUGAAGGAGGGUGACUUGGAGAGUGAUCGGUCCUGGUUUAGACGUGCAUGGACACUACAGGAGACUGGCAACAGCAGGGAGAUUGCUGGGGAUACCCCGGACGGACCAAUGCAUGCCGAGUGUAAGGACGGGAAGUAUGAGACUGAGCUAUUGACCAGGUUUCACAAGCAGUUGCAGCCUGUGCAGGACAUGUCAUCUUUGGUGCUUCCAGCACUGGAGGAGAUGCGGAGUCGGGUGUCGACGAACCCGGUGGACAAAGUCGCAGGACUGGCAUUUGUCCUCUGGCCCGAGAAGAUACCGGCAUACUAUGAGAGCCAAUCUCUUGAGGAGGUAUGGACAGCGCUUGUGAAUUCGAUGAAUAAGCGACUUCGGGGGCUGUUGUUCUCCUUGUAUCCUGUACCGGGAAACUCGGGUAAAAAAUGGAGGCCAUCGUGA
This is a messenger RNA of Desarmillaria tabescens, 1360 nucleotides long. RefSeq lists its product as uncharacterized. The transcript has 2 exons. Bases 89 to 1360 code for a protein of 423 amino acids. The record is from RefSeq and is a predicted model, not a curated record. NCBI's taxonomy places the organism in Eukaryota, Fungi, Basidiomycota, Agaricomycetes, Agaricales, Physalacriaceae.